This is a messenger RNA of Ipomoea nil (Japanese morning glory), 1423 nucleotides long. RefSeq names its product protein cornichon homolog 1. The coding region runs from base 188 to 661 and encodes 157 amino acids. The record is from RefSeq and is a predicted model, not a curated record. Gene Ontology annotation, biological process: vesicle-mediated transport. Lineage: Eukaryota; Viridiplantae; Streptophyta; Magnoliopsida; Solanales; Convolvulaceae. The transcript is spliced from 4 exons.
UCUGUAUGUUCUCUGUCUAUAAAGUCGCAGCAGCAACUGGGCAAGUUAUCACUAUCACCCUGUAAAAGUAAAACCCUUUGUGUUAGGGUGAUAAGUUUUUGACCUAACUGUAUGUUUAUGUAAAAAAAGCUUUCAAUUUUCUGGGAAAGAUUAGACAAUUAAUAAUUAAACUCCGAAAAGCAAGGCAAUGGCUUGGGAACCCAUUCUCUGGCUAAUCUUCUUCCUCUUGAACAUCGCCCUUAUCGCCUUGAUUCUCUAUCAGAUUGUAUGUUUAUCGGAUUUGGAGGCAGACUACAUGAACCCUUAUGAAUCGUCGUCUAGGAUAAACAAUGUGAUUCUCAAAGAGUUUGUGUUGCAAGGUGCAUUCUGCAUUUUGUUUCUUGUGACUGGGCAUUGGUUCUUGUUCUUGCUCACAGUACUUCCCAGUUACUAUAAUGUAAAGAAGUUCUUGUCACGGCAGCACCUCAUUGAUGUGACUGAAGUGUUCAGGGUCAUUGAUUUUGAGAAGAAGCUUCGGAUUGCCAAGCUAGCGUUCUAUUUAAUUUUUUUCAUCAUAGUCCUAGUCAGAUUUUCCAAAGCGGGGGCAUUUUCUACUGUUCUUUCGGUUCUCAGAUCCAAUAGCAAAGAUUUAGAUGUUCGCUCCUCGGUUCUUGAAUUUUAGAAGCACAACUGUUUAUGCAUAUCCCACCGAGACUUCAAAAAACUCUCCUUUUUUCUCCCCAUUUCUUGAACCAAACAAACCAUGCUGUUUUUAUAUCACUUUGAGAGUACAUUGCAUAUCAUGCUAGUGAUCUUUCGUUUUUCAAAUACGAUUGAUCCAAAGUUUUCAUGCAUGCUGGCUGCAACCGGGAUUAGAAGUGAUGGGUUUCUGGUAACUUUCUGUAACAAGUGAAAAAAACAUCUUUGUCUGCUGUAAGCCUGUAACGCGUUUUCAUCAGUCAAAUGUAAUGUUUAGAAGGGAAUUCUGUGAUUCUCCCAUGAAUCUUGAUGGUUUUUGUUUGAUGCACUUUGCAUGCUGUUCCUAGAAUUCUCUUCUCUGUCUGUCUCUCUAACAUCAUCAUCAUCAUCCUCGUCCCAAAUGGCAAAUGUUUGGCAGGCUGGUGAUAUCUGUUAUCAGAUGUCUAAUCGACGAUGAACAUGAAGAUCUGCAUUUUGGUAUAUUUGGCAGCAGUCCUGUUUUCAGAUGAAUGUCUGUUCUGUUCCAUCUUCAUUAGGUAUGUUUUCACUUUGGAGCAGAAGCCUGAUCAACCAACAUUGACCACCCCCCCUCCCCAACCAAAAAAAAAAAAAAAAAAACCUAGUAUUUGAGGCAACAUAGUUCAGUUUCCACUGAUCAAUUGUAGUAUGCAGGAAAACAGUAUAUCAGCUUGCACACUCUAUGUUUGUCUUGUGUGACCAUUCUUUUCAAGAUGAAUUUGCCAAA